This is a messenger RNA of Jaminaea rosea, 357 nucleotides long. RefSeq lists its product as hypothetical. NCBI's taxonomy places the organism in Eukaryota, Fungi, Basidiomycota, Exobasidiomycetes, Microstromatales. The transcript has 2 exons. The record is from RefSeq and is a predicted model, not a curated record. Bases 1 to 357 code for a protein of 118 amino acids. Gene Ontology annotation, molecular function: microtubule binding. Gene Ontology annotation, biological process: cytoplasmic microtubule organization.
AUGGUCUGCGCCACCUGCGAGAAGAAGCAGGCGAGGGCGCUUGCUGCUCCAGACCCAUUUCGCAACCGCACUGCCUCUGGCUCCCUCAUGAGCACAAAAGCCGGCUCUUCCUCCUCAUCUUCAGCUUCCGUCCGACCCACGAACAAGCUUCUCGCUGCCAAAGGGCAGCGCUUCAACCCUAUGGCCAACCAGUGCAAGAUCUGCAAGUCGCCUACGAGCGCGGCUGGUGGAGCUGGUGGAGGAGGAGCAAAGGGAGCGCAAUAUUGCUCUUCGUGCGCGUUCAAGAGAGGAUGCUGUGCUAUCUGUGGCAAGGUCAUGUUGGACAUCAAGAAGGGGGGACACAAGAUGUCCUCGUAA